Molecule: messenger RNA, 1093 nt
Organism: Heteronotia binoei (common prickly gecko)
Lineage: Eukaryota; Metazoa; Chordata; Lepidosauria; Squamata; Gekkonidae
Gene: ALKBH4
Product: alkB homolog 4, lysine demethylase
Exons: 3
Coding region: 1-1017 (338 amino acids)
Biological process (GO): oxidative demethylation; actomyosin structure organization; protein demethylation
Cellular component (GO): midbody; contractile ring
Molecular function (GO): actin binding; demethylase activity; oxidoreductase activity
Source: RefSeq, a predicted model, not a curated record
AUGGAGGCGGUGAGGGGAGGAGGAGGACGAAGAGUCGCCGCCGCGGCCUCCCCCUCUGCUGCCUCCUCAGCCGGGCCCGGGGCCUGCGGGUGCAAGGGAAGCCGCUCCUGCCUGCUUUGCGAGGAGGCCGCCCCGCCCCCGCAGAAAAAAGAGAACUUUGUUUACUGUCCUCUAACGGGCUUGGCCAUGGCAGAAGAACAAUCAGAAUUUGCAGGCUGGGCUUUUCCGUUUUCAGGAGUUUUUUUGCUGGAAGACUUCGUAAGCCUAGAGGAGGAAAGCAAGCUGGUGAAGCUGAUGGAUCAGAGCACUUGGAAGCCAUCGCAAUCUGGCCGAAGAAAGCAGGACUAUGGACCUAAAGUCAACUUCAAGAAGCACAAAUUGAAAGUAGCUGAUUUUUCCGGCUUGCCCAAAUUCAGCCAGGAGCUUGUGACACGGAUGAAAAACCAUUCUCUACUGACAAGCUUCUCUCCUGUUGAGCAGUGCAAUUUGGAUUAUGGCCCUGAGAGAGGAUCUGCCAUUGACCCUCAUUUGGAUGACUGGUGGCUUUGGGGUGAUCGCCUAGUGAGUUUGAACUUGCUAUCAAGCACCGUGCUUUCCAUGUCCUGCGAUUCUGAGGACAAUCUCCAGUUAUUCCCUGCUUCCCUUUGUGAAGAGAAACAGAUGCACACCUCCAGAUUGCCCUCUGUCUCUCAGAGCCAUCAUCAACCAACCAGUUUUACUUCUGAAAGGCUCAGAAGCACCGCUGAAUGCAAAACUGACUACUCUUCUUCCACAAAGUUGGUUCCAUCUCAAGACGUUACUGUUGCUGUUCACUUACCUAGGAGAUCGCUGGUGGUUUUGUACGGUCCUGCUCGCUAUGUAUGGAAACAUGCAAUUUAUCGCAAUCAUAUCACAAGCCGCCGGAUCUGUGUCACCUUCAGAGAGUUGUCUCAGGAGUUCAGUGAUGGAGGAGAGCAGGAAGAACUGGGUAGAAAGCUGCUUCAAAUUGCCCUAACAUUCCAGGGAACACCCAUGUAAGCAUUUGAGAGGAAGAACUGUGAUGCAUAUUGGAUUGUUUGGCUGAAUGGAAAUUAAAGUGUAAAGCUUUUAUGAA